AUGACCUUCCGCAGUCCUUUCGCAAUCCCCCGGUUGGUGACCAGUGCCACGUUCGGUACUCGGCCGCUGGCUCGGAGCUGCGUGGCACACAGCAGAAUCCAGCGAUCCAACCUUGCGACGGUGGUUCCGCCCGUCACUCAAGAUGCUACGGGCUCGAAGGGUCCGACGGCGAUGGUUUUCAUGAACAUGGGUGGUCCCUCGACUACGGGCGAGGUGGAGGACUUUCUGAGUCGACUCUUUGCGGAUGGUGACCUUAUUCCUCUCGGACGAUUCCAGCCAUAUCUUGGACCUCUCAUCGCUCGUCGGCGAACACCCAAAAUCCAGAAGCAAUACGCAGAUAUCGGUGGUGGAUCUCCUAUUCGCAAGUGGUCCGAGUAUCAAUGCGCCGAGAUGUGUAAACUGCUGGACAAGAUGUCGCCCGAGACCGCGCCGCACAAGCCCUACGUCGCAUUCCGAUACGCCGCUCCUUUGACCGAGACUAUGUACAACCAACUGCUUGAAGAUGGGUUUGGAAAUGGCAAGGGUGGUCGAGCCGUUGCAUUCACUCAAUACCCGCAAUACUCCUGUUCCACGACCGGAAGCUCUCUGAAUGAGCUGUGGAAGUGGCGCAACCGCCUGGAGGGCAAGCGCGCAAACGGAGAGGAAGACCCGACCGGCUCGAUCCAGUGGAGUGUCAUCGAUCGGUGGCCAACACACCCAGGUCUUGUCGAGGCUUUCGCCCAAAAUAUUGAGGCCCAGUUGAAGACCUAUCCUGAAGAGAAGCGGAGCCAAGUCAUUUUGUUGUUUUCUGCUCACAGUCUGCCCAUGGAUGUAGUCAACCGAGGUGAUCCCUACCCUGCCGAAGUGGCCGCCACUGUUCACGCUGUCAUGCAACGCCUGAAGUUCAGCAACCCAUACCGUCUCUGCUGGCAAUCCCAGGUCGGCCCCAAGGCCUGGCUGGGAGCUCAGACCCAGGAUACCGUCAUGGAGUAUGUGAAGCGCGGCCAGUCGGAUCUCAUUCUUGUGCCCAUCGCUUUUACCAGCGACCAUAUCGAAACCCUGUACGAGUUGGAUUUGGAAGUCAUGGAGGAGGCCAACAGCCCCGGUGUGAAGCGGGCUGAGAGUUUGAACGGAAAUCCGGUCUUCAUCCAGGGACUUGCUGACAUUGCUCACGAACAUCUACGGAAGGAAGAGCCCUGCUCGGCUCAAAUGACUCUACGCUGCCAAAGGGUGCCGCAGCGAUCGCUGCCUGGAACAGAAAAAGUUCUUCGCUGGUAA
Molecule: messenger RNA, 1257 nt
Organism: Penicillium argentinense
Lineage: Eukaryota; Fungi; Ascomycota; Eurotiomycetes; Eurotiales; Aspergillaceae
Product: ferrochelatase HEM15
Exons: 3
Coding region: 1-1257 (418 amino acids)
Biological process (GO): heme biosynthetic process
Molecular function (GO): protoporphyrin ferrochelatase activity
Source: RefSeq, a predicted model, not a curated record